Messenger RNA from Drosophila melanogaster (fruit fly), 387 nucleotides. It is a transcript of the gene Drsl6, whose product is annotated as Drosomycin-like 6. NCBI's taxonomy places the organism in Eukaryota, Metazoa, Arthropoda, Insecta, Diptera, Drosophilidae. Gene Ontology annotation, cellular component: extracellular region. Gene Ontology annotation, biological process: defense response. The transcript has a single exon. Bases 57 to 275 code for a protein of 72 amino acids. The record is from RefSeq and is marked reviewed.
CGAAUCUGAAUUGAUUAGUACAUCAAAGAAAACAAUCACCACGAAAACUACUGAAAAUGAUGCAAAUCAAGUUCCUGUUCACCUUCCUCGCUCUGCUGAUGAUGGUCAUCCUGGGCGCCAAGGAAGCCGAUGCCGACUGCCUUUCCGGAAGGUACAGAGGUCCCUGUGCCGUCUGGGACAACGAGACAUGCAGGCGGGUUUGCCGAGAGGAGGGACGAGGACGAGUGAGUGGUCACUGCAGUGCCAGGCUGCAAUGCUGGUGCGAAGGAUGCUGAAUUUCUACCGAAAUUGGACAACUUCUAUAGACCCAGAAUGAUUAUGUAUCAAUCAUAAAAUUCAAUUCCCUAAACAUUCACAAUUAUUUAAAAUAAAAUCAAGUCAAGAACC